GGCCAGCCGGGACAGGAUGGGGCCGGAAGUGGCUGUGCUGGGCGCCGCCAUGACGGCCUGUGGGGAGAUGGGCGCCGCCGUGACAGCGUGAUACCGGAAGAGGAGGGUCGCUCCUCCCUGGGUUACCCCACGCCGGCGCCGGCUCGAGAUGCAGGCGGCCUUGGAGGUGACCGCGCGCCACUGCGGCCCGGAGCUGGAGCGCUACGGCCAGUGCGUGGCGGCCAGGCCCGAGUCGUGGCAGCGGGACUGCCACCACCUCAAGAUGGACAUGGCGCGCUGCACGUCCUCGCACCCGGUCAUCCGCCGCAUCCGCCAGGCCUGCGCCGAGCCCUUCCUGGCCUUCGAGGAGUGUCUGCGCCGCCACGAGGCGGCCGUGGGCAACUGCGCCGAGCACGUGCGCCGCUUCCUGCAGUGUGCCGAGCAGGUGCAGGCAGAGCCGCUUCCCGCCUCCUGAGGACUUGUGGCUGCAGGAAAGCUGGACGUGAGAGACUGACCACAUGAUGCCCUGUCCCUGCACCGAGUGCCACCUGGAGUCCUGGGGCAAAGCUGGACCCUGGACAUCAGGGCUCCCAGUAAAUAAAGACUAUGUCCCGGGCUUUGAUUCCUGCCUCCAGCACCUCAAGGGCCCUAGGAGGCACCUUUAAGCUGCGGAAGUGCCCGGAGGGGGCAGGAUGUGCCAACGGUCCCUCUUCCAUUUCCCGGCUGCUGCUCACGCAGGGGCAGGCCCGUCCCCCCCGCCACUCCUUCCACUCGGCAUCCACCUCCAUCGUGUUUACUUGGGCUGGGGCUGAGGGGUGAGGGGCCCACUAUAUAGCAUACCUCUCCUUAGUUCAGAAAAUACUGGCUUUGUAGUUGAAAACGUCUCCAUUGAAGGACAUAGCUUAGAGACGUGCUCUGCCAGGCUGCUGCCCUGUCGUGGUUUGUGUUCCUCAGAAGCAGCCCUGAGACUGCUGCAGGCGGUGCGUUUGGAAAGUGACUCCAGGGAUGCUGGAGGGGUGUGCAGCAGUGGGUCAGAGAGGUUCUCAGGGGUGCACUGUCAGGCCAGCGAGACACAAAGGCCAUGGUCAGGGCCACCCUGUGAGGACGCUCCCCUCGCCUGGCCUGAGGUCCUCGUCCAGCACUCUGGCCUCCCUGGGUGUGGGCCUGGGGUGGCCCCUCAGCAGUAGCCUUCAGCCUCCAGAAGGGCACUGAAGGGACCUGGGCGGGGGCCAAGAGCAGUGGCUGCAGCUUCUUGAAACAAAUGCCUGGUCAUGUGCUCCCAGCAGGGGGGACCUGAGGAGCAGAGGGCAGCCGGGCAGGUGGACGGGCAAGGGACACACCCGGAGCCACCAUUCAGACAAGUUGCUUCUCCCAGGAGUUGGCCACAAAUCCCUGGAGGUUGGAGGCUAGUGGCUGGACCGGGCUGGAGCAGCCAUUCAAAACCCAAGGCUUGUGCUCUCUCCUGGGAACGUGAGCCUGGCCAAUCCGAGCUUCCAGGGCACAGGAAGUCAUCAGUUGGCUCCGGAGCAAGGGGGAAGCCACCUGGUGUCCAUGGCCAAGAAAAGAGAGAACCUGGGCAGUGACAGGAAGGGAUGAGCAGUUCCUGGGUGCCUGAGAGGGCUGGCUGGGUCCUGGAGACUCUGUACCCCAGCUCCGCCUUUGCUGGGCCAUGGAUUGAGCCCUCAGGUUUCUGUGUAUGAUUUUAGCCAAGCCCCUUGGCUCGAGUUAGUUUGCUUGGCUUUCUGCUCUGCACAACGAAAGGAAGCUUGAUAGAAGUGGCCCUCUUGGCUCCAGAUUAGACCUGGAGACUACAUUUUAGAACAUCUGAAUGGCUUCUCCCAGCAGGCUGCCACCCUCCUUCUGUGGUGGCCUCAGAGUUCCAAGAGGGUGACAGUGGGAACCUGGAGGCUUCUUCCUUCCACAUCACUCUCAGCCCGUUCUGUUGGUCAGAGUAGGGCCUGGGGCCAAACCGUCUUAGGGAGGCCGGGAGGGAGAUUGCAGCCACUUGUCCCAAGGAGAAGCGACUGGGGGUGACGUGACAACCGGUGAGGAAAGUGAAGGGUGGGGCACCCUGAGGAUGGACCCCAGCAGCAGGCGCCCCAUGCCAGGCCCAGGGUCUAGGAGGCUUUGAAGGAAUGUAAUUGCAAUAGGGCUACUUCAAGUAGAUGUUACCUAUAUUAAGUAUUUAAAAAAAAAAAAAAAAAGCAAAAAACACCAUGUAUCUCUCUGUGCCAUGAUAUAGUGAGAUAUUUUUAUGCUUUGUUUCCUUUUCCAGUUGUUUCCCCGGUCUGCCUGCAGCCUAUAAGACAUUUCAUAUAGUGUCAAUGUGGAAUUUGCUGUCUGGCAGCCGUCAAGCCUGCCUGGCAUUUAUUCCAGCUGCUCAGGAUCCUCCCAGCAGGAGCAUUUGAACACAAAGUACUGAGUUUUAUUCACCAGUGACGGCAGUUUUUCUAGACUUACGGGAAUUAGUUUCCAGCUUCUCCAAAACAUCCAUUCACUUUGUACCUAUUUGGUAAAGUGGCCGUUUGUCAAUCA
This is a messenger RNA of Choloepus didactylus (southern two-toed sloth), 2514 nucleotides long. It is a transcript of the gene CHCHD5, whose product is annotated as coiled-coil-helix-coiled-coil-helix domain containing 5. The coding region runs from base 149 to 454 and encodes 101 amino acids. The transcript is spliced from 4 exons. The record is from RefSeq and is a predicted model, not a curated record. NCBI's taxonomy places the organism in Eukaryota, Metazoa, Chordata, Mammalia, Pilosa, Megalonychidae.